CUUAAGACGCUUUUUUGUAAAGACGACUUCAAUUGCAUAUCGUGGUGCUAUCUACAUACAUAUGUAUGUAAAUACAUAUUUACAAGUAUUUUUCUUUGGUUUUUGAAAGUUUUCUUACGCUACGCUGAAGGCGGCGGACUUGAGUACUACUUAGUCGCGUUUUUGCCAUUUUAACUGCAUAUCUGCUAUUGUUGGCUUUCAAGUUCACGUAGUAGCAUAACUCGUAUGUAAUAACAAUUAGAAUCGCGUUGUAAACGCAAAGUCCAAACACGUAAAAUAGCAUACAUAUGUAAUGGUAGUAAUUAUUAAAAUGAUUAAUUAAUUAAUUAAUUCAUGGUGCAUGUGUAACAAAGCAAAUACAUUGAUGUACAUAUGUACGUGCGUAUGUACAUUUGAAGUGUAGUGAUUUUUCAAUUUGAUUUUGAUAUCUUUAAAGCAAACUGCAUGAACAACAAACACAUCCGUUUUCUGCGUAAAAAAAAAUUUUGAAAAUAUUUUUGUGUACGUAAAAUGAGUUUGGCCGGUGAUAAAACGUUCAAGAUGAGAAUGCGCGACAUGGAAAACGCUUUCAAAUAUCGCCGGAUACCAUAUCCAAAGAGAUCCGUUGAACUCAUCGCUAUAUUGGCCAUAUCCUGCACAUUUUUCCUUUUUAUGCAUACAAAUAAAUUAAAUAGUCGCCUCAAGGAGAUGGAAGUGAAAUUACAACCAUCGGAAUUUUCAGCACUCGGCUUAACUGGUAAUCACAUCAAUUCAAGAGAAUCAAGACGUGAUAAUAUCAAUACACUUCAUGGCACAUAUCAAUACCUAAAAAGUACUGGCCAGCUACAAUAUCUAACACCAGAAAGUGUCAAUACAACAACAAAAGCACAAGUAGGAAUUGUCGUAUUCAAUCGUGUACCCAAAGUGGGUAGUCAAACAUUGAUGGGCCUCUUGAGAUUCCUUGGCAAACGUAAUGGAUUCGAAGCGCGUCGCGAUAAACCCUCCUUAAUGGAGACUGUACUGGUCACACCUGCUUUUGAAUUAGCGCUAGCCGAUGAGAUAAUGGAGAAAGGAGCACCAACAUCAUAUUCAAAACAUGUGGCAUUCAUAGAUUUUGGCCGCUUAGAUUUGCCAUGGCCCAUUUAUAUAAAUCUUGUGCGUCAUCCGGUAGAACGUUUAAUUAGUUGGUUUUACUAUGUGCGAGCGCCUUGGUACAUUGUGGAGCGUAAACAGAAUUUCCCCAAACAAUAUAAGGUACCGAGCAUAGCGUGGUUGAAGAAAACUUUCGACACAUGCAUUUUGGAACAUGAUGCGGAGUGUAUUUUUGAGCAGGGCGACGAUCGAGGUCUGGGUGAUCAUCGCCGUCAAAUGCUAUUCUUUUGUGGGCAAAAUAAAGAAUUGUGUAUGCCAUUCAAUUCCUACAAGGCAAUGCAACAGGCAAAACGAAAUGUUGAAAAUCAUUAUGCAGUAAUUGGUACUUGGGAGGAGACUAAUAUUACACUGACAGUGCUGGAGCAUUACAUACCGAGGUUCUUUGCCGGAGCAACAGAGACUUAUUACAAGCCUGAAAAUCGUCUGCAUCAAGUUAAUAGAAAUUCUAUCAAACCAAGUGUUUCGCAGCAAGUUCGUGAAAUAUUACAUAAAAAUCUAACUAAUGAAAUUGAAUUUUAUAAUUUUUGUAAACAACGUCUUUAUAAGCAAUAUAUUGCUAUUAAAUUACGUAGACCACGUAUUCGUCAUAAUGAAGUUCACGCACAAAGCAACAAUGAGAAUAUUGAAGAGCAACGCGAGCAGAGGCAUAGUCCUCCGCAUCAUCAUCGACAACGUCAUCAUCAGCAUCGUCGUCAGCAAAAUGGAGAGAAUGCUCGCAAUAAUGACGAAUAUGAAGAAUCGCUCGACGAUGCAUAUGAAAAUGAUGAAAGUCAUGAAGAUACUCCAGAGUGGGGUAUUAGCGCUGACGAAUUGAAUAAUACAAAGAAGGCUGACAUAGAUAUGAUAUUCUUUAAUCGGGUAGCCAAAGUGGGUAGUCAAUCUUUAAUGGAACUUAUGUCACAUUUGGGUCGACUCCACGGUUAUAAAGCAUCACGCGAUGCUGGCAAGCGUUACGAAACGGUGCUGUUGGCACCACAUCUCCAGCGUGAAUUGGCAGUCGAGAUUUUAGGAAAGCAAAAACCACAUGCCUACUCUCAACAUUUGGCCUAUUUGAAUUUUACGCGCUUUCACUUACCCAGACCCAUUUAUAUUAAUUUGGUUCGACAUCCUAUCGAUCGUGUCAUUAGUUGGCAUUAUUAUAUUCGAGCCGAAUGGUAUUACAUAGAUAUGAAGGCUAAGUUGGGUGAUAUGGCACCACCACGACCUUCGGACGAAUUCAUGAAUAUGGAUAUAGAUACAUGCAUAAAAACCAAAAGUAUAUUAUGUACAUUCAAUCAGGAUGAGGCAACAAAUGAAUCCGGUGAUCAUCGCCGGCAAACACUAUUCUUUUGCGGACAAAAUAAAAAAUUGUGUAUGCCCUUCAAUUCCGUUACGGCAAUGCAAAAAGCCAAACGAACGGUCGAACAAGAAUAUGCCGUUGUUGGAACGUGGGAAGAUACAAACAUAACGCUAACAGUGCUUGAACACUAUAUACCGAAAUAUUUCAAACAUGCAAAAGUCGUGUACCACAUGGGUAAAGAACGCUUAUCGUCUGUGAAUAAGAAUCCGGCAAAGCGACCAGUUAGCCAGGAAACGCGUGACAUCCUUAGCAAAAAUUUCACCAACGAAAUUGAAUUCUAUGAAUUUUGCAAGCAACGUUUAUAUCUACAAUACAGCGCGAUAAGUAAAUUCAACAAAAUCGACAAUGAUGACUAUGUUCUAUUGCCGCAUUAUAAUAAUAAUGAUGAAAUAUAUAAUGAGGAUUAUUAAAUAUGUAUGUACUAUAAGGUGAUUCAAUAAGACCGCAGAUGUUCGUAAUAGGGCGAUUGUUUCAUGCGCUGUGUGG
Rhagoletis pomonella (apple maggot) is the source of this 2956-nucleotide messenger RNA. RefSeq names its product heparan sulfate 2-O-sulfotransferase pipe-like. Gene Ontology annotation, molecular function: sulfotransferase activity. Lineage: Eukaryota; Metazoa; Arthropoda; Insecta; Diptera; Tephritidae. The record is from RefSeq and is a predicted model, not a curated record. Bases 511 to 2880 code for a protein of 789 amino acids. Gene Ontology annotation, cellular component: membrane. The transcript has 9 exons.